Molecule: messenger RNA, 2530 nt
Organism: Neoarius graeffei (lesser salmon catfish)
Lineage: Eukaryota; Metazoa; Chordata; Actinopteri; Siluriformes; Ariidae
Gene: pdk2a
Product: pyruvate dehydrogenase kinase 2a
Exons: 11
Coding region: 109-1335 (408 amino acids)
Biological process (GO): regulation of glucose metabolic process; protein phosphorylation
Cellular component (GO): mitochondrion
Molecular function (GO): pyruvate dehydrogenase (acetyl-transferring) kinase activity
Source: RefSeq, a predicted model, not a curated record
UUUUGAGGGCAAACGUAGCGAGUAUUGCGGGAUGUAAAGGCAGUGCAUAUAAGCAGGAGAGCUUUGAGCUUGGUUCAGUCUCUUCACAAGGUUAAUCAGUAUUUCGCAAUGAAGUUCGUGAGGCUUAUUACGAAGAAUUCGGCCUUGGCCAGCGUGCCUAAACACAUCGAUCACUUCUCGAAAUUUUCACCAUCUCCUCUGUCUAUGAAGCAGUUCCUUGAUUUCGGUUCAACAAAUGCAUGUGAGAGAACUUCAUUUGUCUUCUUGAGGCAAGAGCUCCCAGUGCGUCUGUGCAACAUUAUGAAAGAAAUCAACUUACUCCCAGACAGGUUACUUACUACUCCGUCAGUUCAGAUGGUCCAUGGCUGGUAUGUUCAGAGUUUGAUGGAGAUCCUCGAUUUCUUGGAUAAAAGUCCCACUGACCACCGAAUUCUAGGAGAGUUUGUGGAUACCCUGGUGAAUAUCAGAAAUAGGCAUAAUGAUGUUGUUCCUACAAUGGCCCAAGGUGUGAUUGAGUACAAAGAAGCUUUUGGACAAGAUCCUCUCACUAAUCAGAAUAUCCAGUAUUUCUUAGACCGCUUCUACAUGAGCCGAAUAUCCAUCCGUAUGCUUCUCAACCAGCACACCCUAAUCUUCGAUGGUGCCACAAAUCCUGUUCACCCCAACACCAUUGGAAGUAUUGAUCCUCACUGUCAAGUAGCAGAUGUUGUGAAAGAUGCCUAUGAGAGUGCCAAGUUGCUCUGUGACCAGUACUACCUCAGCUCUCCUGACCUGGUGCUGCAAGAACGCAACAUUAACGACAUGAACCUGCCUAUUAGCAUAGUGUAUGUGCCUUCCCAUCUCUACCAUAUGCUGUUUGAGUUAUUCAAGAAUGCUAUGAGGGCAACGAUUGAAAACCAUAAUGAAGGCAUAAGUCUUCCACCUAUUGAAGUUAUGGUGGCUAUUGGUGGAGAGGAUCUUUCCAUCAAGAUGAGUGACCGGGGUGGUGGUGUCCCUUUCAGGAAGAUGGAGAAUCUUUUCAGCUACAUGUAUUCAACAGCCCCAACUCCUCAGAUUGGCCAGCAAAGAACUCCUCUAGCUGGCUUUGGUUAUGGCCUGCCAAUCAGUCGCCUCUAUGCAAAGUAUUUCCAGGGAGACCUCCAGCUCUGCUCUAUGGAGGGCUAUGGCACUGACGCUGUUAUUCACCUGAAGGCUUUAUCCACUGACUCUGUGGAAAGGCUUCCAGUGUAUAACAAGACGGCUCGACGGAACUACAAAAUGAGCCAGGGAGCAGACGACUGGUGUGUGCCAAGCAAAGAGCCGCUGGACCUGGCAAUAUUCCGGCUGGCCAAAUGAAGACCUUCUGUUUGUCUGGAGUCUUUUGGCUCAAAAUAAAGACAGUCCUAGCUUUAGGGAUCUCGCAUGGAGACCAGGGAGAGCAAUAUGGUGUCUGUUUGAAGCUGGACCCUCAACAUGAAGCCUUCAAGUGUCUCAUGUCACUAGUUAAUGCAUGUAAUGGCUUAACAUCUGCACCAUAAUCAACUCAUGAAUAGUUUUUUUGUGGUUUGCAAAAUCUUUUUUUUUUUCCUCCCCCCAUAGUGUUACCUGUAGAACAAGCAUGCAUGAGUAAGGGUGUCAAAAAAAAAAAAAAAGCCAAACGGUCAGUAGAAGGUUGCAAUGCUUUCUUAUGAAAAGUGGAGUAUUAGUGUGGGAGAGCCUGAUCUGCUAACUCUGUUGGUGUGUAGGUGGAGGGCAGUAUGAUCUUACAGGGCAGAUGGUAGAGUCAGUGUGUAGUAUAAGGCCUGAGCGGUGCAACAACUUGAGAGCCACGAUAGAAAGGGCUAAACUGAGUUGUUCUUGGAAGUCGAUACAGCGAUUUGUGAAAGAGUACAUGAGAAGAUCUCAGUAGUGUUGUAAUGUCAUUUGGUGAUUAAUGCAUUCGUUACAGGGAUUAUUUCCAAGAACAUCCAUCUUCCAAGUCAGAGAUGAGGAGUCCACAGUGAUUAGAAGAAAAGUGGACCAUAUUUAGAGACCAGAAUUGAAAACCUUUGGGUUCAUGAAUCAUCUGAGUGAUGUGAUAUGGUUGUAUAACAUAGUUAGACAGAAUAACACUUGUGCAACGAUGCUUCGAUAGAAACGAAUAAAAGGACGUUCGAGUGUAAUGCAGCAGUUGAAUCCAUUUUAACUUUUCUGUUUUUAAAUUUUCAAAACUAAUUCUCUUUUGCUAUUGAGUUUGUUCAUAUGUAUUCUCUGUUAUGUUGUACUGCAGUAUCGUAUUCUUAAUGGUUGUAUGUAAGGCCAGACAAGAUGUUCUCCUAAUUUGAGAAUUUUCUAUACCUCAUCUUUUGGAAAUGUAUUUACUGGAACAAACCAGCCGUUCUGAACUUGAACCAUGCAGCCCUUUUAAUUAUUCUUUAUGUACAUCAUGUGUGCUUAAAUUUUAUAUCUUAACUUCAUGUCUGAAUGAGUUGUAUUUUGUGAUAGUCUAUUUUCCACUGUAUCUAUAAUGAAUGUAAAUAUAAGCGAAAUAAACAUGACAGUUCAUUACAUA